This is a messenger RNA of Bubalus bubalis (water buffalo), 2091 nucleotides long. It is a transcript of the gene R3HCC1, whose product is annotated as R3H domain and coiled-coil containing 1. Lineage: Eukaryota; Metazoa; Chordata; Mammalia; Artiodactyla; Bovidae. Gene Ontology annotation, molecular function: nucleic acid binding. Bases 16 to 1260 code for a protein of 414 amino acids. The record is from RefSeq and is a predicted model, not a curated record. The transcript has 7 exons.
UCUGCCGUUGGGGUGAUGCCUCCCCCGGGCCGCGCGGUGGCGCUGCAGCACCGCGAGGCCAGGGUGGUUCUGGGGCUCAGGGGCGCGCAGGCUUCUGGGGACCCUAGAGCUGCGGCGGCGACGCGCGGGCCGGCCGCGGCUCUCCCACCUGUCACCCUGGCCCUUCUCUGCUUGGACGGCGUCUUCCUCUCCACAGCCGAGAAUGACUUCGUGCAGCGCAUCCGGGAGGAACUGGACCGCUUCCUGCUGCAGAAGGAGCUGUCAAAGGUCCUCCUCUUUCCCCCACUCUCCAGUCGGCUCCGGUACCUGAUACACAGGACAGCAGAGAAUUUUGACCUUUUGAGCAGCUUCUCUGUUGGAGAGGGCUGGAGGAGGAGGACGGUCAUCUGUCACCUGGACAUCAGGUUACCCAGUUCAGACGGAUUCUCUGGCCCCUGUCACCCUCCUGCCUCCCACCCUAGCAAGUACCGAGGUCCUCGGAAGCCCACCGCAAGCCAGGGAGCGGCUGCUGGUCCCCGAGGUGUGAGGGCCGGCCGGUGGCAUCGUGGACGCAAGCCAGACCAGGCCUUGUAUGUGCCCCGGGUGCUGCGCCGGCAGGAAGAAGGAGCGCUGCCCGCUCCUGCAGAACUCCAGGGAGAUGCUCCAGCUGGCGGGCUCUCAGAAGAACCAGGAGAUACUGGUGCUGGGAACCCCAUUGCCGAUCAGGAACUUCCCGUGUCGGUGACUCAGGCAACAGAGGACCAAAAAGGCCCUGGUCAAGGCUGUGAGAAAGAGUCGCUGCCAGACCCUUUGGCUGCUGAACCCUCAGAGCCUGAGAGCCACGCAGGGACCGGAGACAGGUCGGAGUCAGCCACACAGCCGGAGCCCGGGCUGCAGCUGGACUUGGAGGAGGGAAAUGGGACUGAGCUGGAGAGGAGCCUGGCAGCAGAGGAGGAAGUGGAAGAGGAAGAGGUGGAAGAGGAGGGGCCAGGCAGCUGCCCCGAGGACGAUUUCAGUGAAUUGCUGCAGGAGAUAACGAACAACCUGACCCAGAAGGAGAUUCAGGUAGAGAAGAUCCAUGUGGACACAUCAUCCUUUGCAGACGAGCUGCCUGGAGAGAAGGAUUUUGCGCACGUGGUGGAGAUCUAUGACUUUGAGCCAGUGCUCAAGACUGAGGACCUGCUGGCUACCUUCUCUGAGUUCCAAGAGAAGGGGUUCAAGAUCCAGUGGGUGGACGACACGCAUGCACUCGGCGUCUUCCCCUGCCCAGCUUCAGAUUAGAGCCUCAGGAGAUGGGUGAGAUGACUCCAUUUUACAGAUGGGGAGACUGAGUUCCCCGGUGUCAGUGUCCGAUCAAGGUUAUGAAGCCUCUCGUCAGUCGUCAAGGCCGGGGAGGCCAGCUAGUCUCCUGGCUGUCAUUUCGGUGCUGCUCCUCCCUCUCAGCAUUUUCCUGCACUGCCCCUGACACACCGCUGCACAGUUGGUGUACAUUUAUAAAGAGUCAGUCCUCGGCCCCCCUUGACUGGGCUUCGCACAGCCACAGGCUCUGAACACAGAGUAGGGAGUGACCAUGGCUGGUGUGGGCCCAGUCUUCAGGAUAGCCUGAGCUUUUAGGGACGGGGGGCAGUGUCUGGGCAGCAAGAGGCCUGGGGCUAGGUGGGGGCUUCAGCCCCAGAGAGGGAGCCACUGAAAGGUGGGGGCUGGGGGAGGCCCUCCUGGUCCAUUGAAGGGAUUAGCAUUGGGCUUGGCAUGGCCACGGCUGCCUUCUGGGCUCUGCCAAGCUGGCCAAGAGCCAGGGGCAGGCCUCAGGCUUUGGAAGGCCGGGGCCUGCCUCUCCUGAUGUCAGAACCACAGGCUCACCAUGUGGCUCCCGCCCCCCGCCCCGUCCCCCAGGGCAGGAGGGUAGAAGCUGGGGCGUGGGCCCUCCAUCUGAGAGCAUGGCAGCCCUGUGCAGGCCUGCGAGCUCCAGGGGAGGGCGAGCUGAUGGGGCAGUCCUGUCCCUGAGGUUUGGAUGGGUGGUUUGGAUGGGUGUCAGAAGCGGCUGCCUGGGCUUUGGGGUGACAUGUGUGUUCCUGGGUCCUGAGGAGGCCUCAGCAGGAAACGCGGAUGGCU